AUGGCCUCUUCCCAGCUCUUCAUUAUCCUUUCCAUUCUAGCAAUUUUUGUUCCUUCAACUUUGGCAACAGAUUAUGUUGUUGGUGACGACAAAGGUUGGACGAUUAAUUUCGAUUACCAAGCUUGGGCUCAGGGAAAGUUGUUCUAUGUUGGUGACAAUCUUGUUUUUAACUAUCCAAAAGGAGCCCACACUGUGCUCAAAGUGAACGGCACUGGAUUUCAACAAUGUGCAGCUCCAUUAGACAGUGUGCCAUUAACAAGUGGAAAAGAUGUGAUCAACCUUGCAACCCCAGGGAGAAAAUGGUACAUUUGUGGUGUUGGCCAGCACUGUGAAGUGGGGAACCAAAAGCUUGUUAUAACUGUUCUGCCAUCUUCAUCUUCAUCUGCCCCAAGCUCAAGCCCUAGCUCAUGGCCUAGUGCCACAGCUGGGCCAGGCCCCAGUACAUCUUCAGCAACUACAAGUGUUGGAACAAGAUUUGCUUUGAUGAUGGUUACUAUUGCCUUUGCGAUGCUCAUGGCUUAG
Prunus persica (peach) is the source of this 522-nucleotide messenger RNA. RefSeq names its product mavicyanin. Gene Ontology annotation, cellular component: plasma membrane. Bases 1 to 522 code for a protein of 173 amino acids. Gene Ontology annotation, molecular function: electron transfer activity. The transcript is spliced from 2 exons. Lineage: Eukaryota; Viridiplantae; Streptophyta; Magnoliopsida; Rosales; Rosaceae. The record is from RefSeq and is a predicted model, not a curated record.